Planococcus citri (citrus mealybug) is the source of this 1622-nucleotide messenger RNA. RefSeq lists its product as uncharacterized. Lineage: Eukaryota; Metazoa; Arthropoda; Insecta; Hemiptera; Pseudococcidae. The record is from RefSeq and is a predicted model, not a curated record. The coding region runs from base 230 to 856 and encodes 208 amino acids. The transcript has 2 exons.
ACUUUUGAUUGGUUUUGAGCUAAAAUUUGAAAAAUAACACGAGAUCUGAGGAAUUUUAUCAAUUUAACAGUUUUUUGAGUUUUUUAAUUUUAAUGCUUCAUAAUAAUUGGAUUUUUCAUUUAAUACAAAUUUAUCGUUGAAGUUGUGAACGCAAAGUAGAGCUCUACGAAGUUCGGCACGGCGUUAAUUCCAUCGUUAGAACAUCAGAUAUCAAUUUAAAUCCAUCGCCAUGAAUAAUAUCACGUUCAAACGCAAAGGACGAAAGAGUAUGCUGGGCACCAGACAAUUCAAACCUCCACCAAUUGAAACCAUAACUGAGAAAUCGCCUAUGGAAGAAAACGAAUUACCCCAACCACCGAAACCCGUAAUAACAAAAGAACCGGUAAAAGAAUCAGUAACUGUUAAACAAGUCAAGGAAGUAGUAAUUGAAAAACAAGUGGAAAAAGUACUUAUUGAGAAACAAGUCGAAGACGUAGUAAUCGAUGAACCGGAACCGGUAGAGGAAGACGGAUUGAUAAUCAAAACUACUACGCGAAAAACCCUCGUUUGUACCCUCUUUCCAGCUGACGAUAGUUUCGAAGCAAACGAGACCAUGUUAGCUAAUACUAGUUUUAACGAAACUGUUCUGGCGACUACGCUUCUAGGAUCUGCUAAAAAAUCAGAAGAUAGUGUACUUGCUGAAAGAAAUAAAGAGUUAACGCCACCUAAAAAGAAAGAAGACGAGACUUUGCAGCAAAUACUCGAUACUGUUACGCUGUUACUAAAGAAAAACGAAGAUGCUAUGGAAAAUAAUAGAAAAGAAAGAGAGAUUUUGCUCGAAACGAAGAAACGCCUGAUGGAUAAAAUACAACAAUAGCGUUUACUUGUUUUCUGUCUAGUAGUUUAAUAUGUUUGUGUAAUUUUCUUAUUAUUGUUUUUGUGAUUAUCGUUCAAUGAAUGAGAAAUGUGUGAUUUUUUUUCGAAAUGUUUAUAAAAUGUUGAAGGAGAGAGAUACUCAGUUUUCACUUGUAAUUAUGUUUUAAGGGAAAAAAUAGCUCCGUAUGGAAUAUUUUUUAUUAUGUAUAGUACUUGCUCAUUUUUUCUUUGGAGCGGUUUCAGAAGUUUCGAAUAUGAACCGAGAAUUUGUAGGUGUUUUUAAGUAAGAAAUUUCUUCACUUGACUAUUUCACUUGUGAAAGUUACUAUUAUAUUAUUGUGAAAGUCUCAUUGGUAAGGAUGAGGAAAUCAUGAAAUUUCCAGGUUUUCUAAAAAUUUUGAAAUCACUCGAGUGAACCCGAAAGGUCGAAGUUGCGUACAAAAUAAUUGUGAUUAUUUUUAUGUUUUACUUUUGUAUUUUUUUAAUUUAAUUUUUUUUUCAUUCUCUCAAUAGGAAAUAUUGGCUGUAAAACCAUAAAUAGGUUAUCGUUGAAAUUUUUACAUUUUUUUACAUGUCGAUUGCAUUUUUAUUGAUAAUUACAGAUGUGACUUCGUGCAUUUUUGAAUUAAAAAUAAUAUUUAAUACGUUUCUUUUGGUUUGAUAAAUGUUUAAAACUGUUGAAAAUAAUGUUACGAUGGAACAAAUGAAAAACUUGAUGAUCUUGUAGUCUUAUCGAGUAAUGGUAAUAUACUUUUCAAAUCUUUUUU